AAGGCCAGUGAAGCAAAAUGCUUGGUCAAAAAAAUAAAAAUAUACAGCAAAGGGGCAGAAUAAGUUGUUCAAGAUUAGCUAGUUUCGCCUUCUUUAAGUAGUGCUUUCCCCUUUCACAGCUUCUCCAACCAUUGAAGUGGCAGAGAACGGAGAGUGAGAGAGAUACUUUUACCCUCUGUUCAAAUUUCAAAGGAGUCGCUAAAGAGAUGUCGUCGUGGACUUCAUCCCAGUUCCUGUAUGAAGAAACCAAGCCAUGUGGUAUUCAGUUCUUGGAACGGUUCAAGCGUUCAGGAAGACUCUCCUUCAAGCAAUACCAAGCCCUUGUCUUCAUCUUGACCUUUGUUGCCUAUAUUGCGUUCCACGCUGCCCGGAAGCCCAAUAGCAUCGUCAAAGGAACGCUCUCCGCAUCAACAGUCAAAGGCGGUUGGGCUCCCUUUGAUGGACCUGAUGGACCAGCCUGGCUCGGACAGAUCGACUUGGCUUUCCUCUCUGUCUAUGCGGUUGGGAUGUUUGUCGCCGGUCAUUUGGGAGAUCGUCUGGAUCUCAGGACGUUUCUGACCAUCGGUAUGAUCGGGACCGGUCUUUUCACGGCUCUCUUUGGAGUUGCGUUCUGGGCGGAUUUCCACAGCUUCUACUAUUUCUUGGCCGUUCAGGUUUUUGCCGGAUUGUUCCAGUCGAUAGGUUGGCCUUGUGUUGUGGCCGUGCUCGGGAACUGGUUCGACAAGAAGAGAAGAGGCAUGAUUAUGGGUGUUUGGAGUGCUCACACAUCUCUCGGUAACAUCACAGGGUCUCUGCUCGCGUCCGGGCUUCUUAGAUUUGGGUGGGGAUGGUCGUUUCUUGGACCGGCUUUGCUCAUAACUUUUCUCGGGAUCGUUGUUUACUUUUUCUUGCCGGUGAACCCUCCGACCGUUGGUGCUGAAAGAGAUGGAACCGAAGUUGACUCAACAAUGAGGCUUGGUGAAACCAUUACAGAGAGCUUCUUGAGCUCUAGGAUGAGUACAGGAUUCGAUAGAAAAGCAAUCGGGUUCUUGGCCGCUUGGAAAAUCCCCGGUGUUGCUCCUUUCGCCUUCUGCCUCUUCUUCACCAAACUGGUCUCAUACACUUUCCUCUAUUGGCUUCCUUACUACGUCAGCCACAACAUGAUCGGAGGAGAGUACCUCUCUGAGGAAACAUCAGGAAACUUGUCGACACUCUUUGAUGUUGGAGGCGUGGUCGGAGGAGUCUUAGCCGGAUACAUCUCUGAUCAGCUCGACGGCAGAGCCAUCACAGCAGCAGGAUUCAUCUACCUAGCGAUCCCAGCUCUGUUCCUCUACAGAGUCUACGGACACAUCUCAAUGACAAUCAACGUCAUCCUCAUGUUCACAUCUGGAGUAUUCGUCAAUGGACCUUUCGCUCUCAUCACAACAGCUGUCUCAGCUGAUCUCGGCACCCACAAGUCUCUCAAAGGCAAUGCCAGGGCUUUGGCUACAGUCACAGCUAUUAUAGACGGCACAGGAUCAGUCGGUGCUGCGAUCGGACCGGUCCUUACCGGUUACAUCUCUGCGAUUAGCUGGGACGCUGUGUUUUACAUGUUGAUGACUGCAGCUUUCGUCUCUGGAUUGUUGCUCACUAAGCUUAUUGUAGCAGAAGUGAAGGCUAUGUUGUAUGGAUCAUCUGAGGAAGACGAAGUUGUAGCAUCAUCACCAGCACACAGAGCUCCCAUUGAUGUUCUCCUAUGAGUUUUGCAUUUUUCCGUUUCAUUCAUGAUUUGAUUUCUCUGUUUUCUUUGACAAUUUCACAAGAAAGGCCACUUUUUUGUUAUGUUUUCAACUUCGUUUAAGAUGAUGAUCAAUGUCUAAAAUUUCUAAGGUUUGACUGAAAAUAAAAUCGCUUUCGCUCUUAAAACGAUCAAAUCGGCUGAAAAAUUGCGGCAAUCUGAGAAAAGAAUUUUCAUUUGCUUCUAUUAGAUCUGUCGAAUUUCUCUGAAUUUACAAUCCCACAACAAACCCUCAAAAGUAUCAAGAGAUCAAAGAAAGAAAAAAAAAAAACGUAACAAAGAAGGAUUUGGGAGGAGAAAGCGAGUGGAAUCUGUCAAACGUCGUCUCUACUUUUGGGCUUGCGAUACUUCUCCUCAAGUUGCUUCGCCGUUGAGACGGCGCAGUGCCCAAGCUGCUUGAUGUUGGGAACGUUGUAAUUCUGGGCGAUGUAGAUCCCGCACACUGUUCCCGUGAGGAAAGAGAAGCUGCUCCGUAUUAUUCCCAUCUUCUUCUUCUCCGCUAAACUAACGCGAGAGCGAGUGAUGAUGUCCCGGUCUCCGGCGUGAACCUAGAUCGGUAAAAGUUAGGGCUUUUGAAUUGGAGAGACGAUUAAUCGGAGAUUCGCGGAAGUAAAAGCGAAAAUCUAGAACAUAGUCGAAGAAUGAGAAGAAUCGAUCGAAGAUCCAUCAGUGGGCCGUCUA
Thlaspi arvense is the source of this 2437-nucleotide messenger RNA. The record is from the annotation of a GenBank genome assembly. NCBI's taxonomy places the organism in Eukaryota, Viridiplantae, Streptophyta, Magnoliopsida, Brassicales, Brassicaceae.